Molecule: messenger RNA, 2762 nt
Organism: Brienomyrus brachyistius
Lineage: Eukaryota; Metazoa; Chordata; Actinopteri; Osteoglossiformes; Mormyridae
Exons: 4
Coding region: 924-2363 (479 amino acids)
Biological process (GO): negative regulation of DNA-templated transcription; negative regulation of circadian rhythm
Cellular component (GO): nucleus
Source: RefSeq, a predicted model, not a curated record
UGAUUGGUGGAAUGCCGCACGACUACGUCGGCGCCUUCCAGCGGGGCCACGUGAAAUGGCACAACAAGUGGACUGCGCUACAUGCUGAGUUCUGCGCGUGAGGACGCUACUGCAGGCGCUACGGCUGCGCCCCGUGUUGCGUAUCUUAAUUCGCAUUGAACCAAAUUAGAAAGUCGUGUUAAAAGCAAAUCAGUUCAAAAUGCAACAAUGCGUUAAAAUCAAAAACAGUUACUUGUUGCGCUUUUUUUGUUUACGGUAGCUCACGGUUAGCAAGACUGAGCAUGAGAGAAUGUUAGUAGGUUUUCAGAUGCGUAACCUUCAGUGGUUCACUACCCUGCUUCCCGACUGUUCGUCUACUCUAGCUAACAUUUCGGAUUUAUUUUUAUGAAUCUGCUUCAUGACCUGUUUAUGCAUUCAGGAUCAAAAAUGGAAACGCCCCCUUUGCCGGUAGCUCCUCCCUCUGUGCGCCGCUCACGUGGAUGUGCUGGUUUGGGAAAGGCCCGUCCUCCCCUGUUACUUUCCUGUGAUUGGCUGAAGCGCGACCCCUGUGUGACACCCCUCCCGCUUGGGUAGGAUUACAUGGAAUCCCGCAUGAUCAGCGGAGAAAUGAAAAUGUCACUCAGCGUAUGGGCGGAUUCCUCAGGUGGGGUUCUUCCAUCGGAGUUGGGGGAUACGCGAACAAAUUGCAAAAGUUGCAGGUACAGUGGAUUAUUGCUUCAACCUUAAACCCCGUGGUGCUGCUUCGUGGACACGGCGGCGUGACUCGGAUCUGGAGAUGACACCGCCUAAGGAAUCUCGGGGACCGGGCAACUAGCUUGUAAUCCGGGGCUAUGCUAAACUGAAAAGUUUCAUUUCUUAGCCUUGCUUUAGCAAGGAAGGAGGAUUUUAAAAGGCUUUUAAUCUGUUCCUUACCAGGGUCCAUCAUGCCCAAGGAGCAGCUCUGUUUGGGAGAGCGAGUGCCCCGGGGAGCCAGCAAAAAUGCCAAGGACAAAAGCAACAGCGCCGCCCUGCUGGCAUCCCGAGGGAGAGCAGACGUGAAUGGGGGCUCUGGUGGGCAGGGCUCAUACUGCAGUUCAGAGAAGGACUCUGGCUAUUCUGACACCGGCUCAGACUCGCUGCAGACGGAUGUGGAGGACCUGCGCAGUGGGACGCGGAAGCACUGGUGCAGUGCCGUCCGGGGUGCGGCUCUUCACAGCACCAGAAAGCCCAUCUCAGCUGCCGCUGACUUCCGGGAACUGACCCCCAUCUACAUCCUCAAGAAUGUGGUUCUUAAACAGCCCCUCACUGUGCCACCUAGUCCUGAUCAGCUCCUGCAUCCCCAGCUUGCCUGGGGGGGUGCGGGGCAUAGUGGCCAGGCCCCGACACAGCUCCUGCUCAUCCAGCAGCCGGGAGUUACUGCCUCUACCCCCUUGCAGCUGCUGAAGACACAGCCCUCCAAGGGAGGUGGUGGUGGUAGCAAGAUUAACAAGGGCUCUUACCUGCCUAUAUUAAAUUCCUACCCUCGCAUUGCCCCUCAUCCGAUCAAGAAAAUCCCAGAGCAGGACAAGGGGGGCAGUAAAGGCAGCACUGAGGGUCACAGUCUGAGCAAGCGGGUGCGUGUGGAGGACCGAAGGGAGCUCGUGUCCAUCCCCUCGCAGAUCCUCAGGCAGCACAAUCACCCUCAGCAGGAGAGCAAGCCUCUGCCUACCCCCCACCUCCACCCACGUGCCCCGGGCAGCAGUGGUGCCACAGCCCGUGCCCAGCAAUGCAUGCCCUCUCCCCACCACAGUCACCCACCACCCCUCAGUCCAGCACCCCCCUCGCCCAUAUCCCUGGAAGUCCCCGUCCCCCAGCAACCCCCCAGGCUGACCUGUAAGCACAAUCCGGCCCGGCACCAUCGUUUCCUCAACACCGUGGAGAUCCUGAGCCAGUCAGGGUUGCUGGACAUCACCAUGCGCACACAGGAGCUGCUGCGGCAGAGCGCGGCCACCGAGCGCGACAUCGCCCAGCUCCGGUACCACACCCAGCUGCUGUGCCAGGCCGCGCAUGAGGGGCCCGGCGCCUACGGUACCUGGGAGAAGCUCUGCAGGGCCAUGGUCGAGUCCGGCUGGUAUCCGGCCCUCGGUGGCUGCGACCCGAGCAUCUUCGGCACUGCCCUCGGUCAGAUUUCCCCUGCCGGGAAGGUGGAUGAGAGCAGGCAGAGUGACACGGUCGGCUCCGUUGGCAGAAGCAGCCUCGGCGAGGAAGCAUACCCGCCCUCCCCUCUUCUGGCCCCCUCUCCUGACUCGGCACAGCACAGUCCCUCCUCUCCCCCUCCUCAGCAAACGACAAACAAGGGUGGCGUCGAGCCUCCUGACAGCUCCACCCACAGUGGCCUGCCCUAGUCGAUUUGGGUUCCUCCAAGUGAAUCUGCUAGGUCUACAUCUUGGAGCUUCUGACUAGGGUGCCACACUAACUGUACCUCUCCUUCGCUUUCAGUUAUGAUUCUUUCCCUUGUUUAGUAAUAUUCGGUUUGGCUGUGUUGUUUUGUAGCAGUAUAUAUGACCACUGAUGUUUGUAUUCCUUGGUAGCCAAGUGUUUGUUGUCAUGGUUAUAACAGUGAGCUGUACUAUUAUUAUCUAGAUGCAGUUAUGUUUAUCUCAGAUCUCCAUUAAUGUAUCAUCCUGAAAUGGAAUUACUUCCCCUUUGAUAUUAGACACCAUACAGAGAUUUUGUUCAGUAUGAAAAGCUGGACAAAUUGUGCACUCCUGCUUUAUUCCUUUAAUAAAGGUAAUAUUAUAAAA